CAAUGGAUCUGGUCACUUCAAUCACUCAAACAUACGCCAUCUCAAAAACAAGGAAUGUCAUGGCAAACCGAAUCACACGAAAGAAGUAGAGCAGUUUAUUGGAUGGUACAAGCUGCAAUCUCAUUAGCAUUACCUCAGAUCAUCAUAGCAACAGCAGCUACGUAUUUACAUCGAUUUUAUAUGAGAAAAUCAUUACAGAAAUAUCCUACUAAAGAAAUCAGUGCAACGGCUUUCUUUUUGGCAACUAAAGUGGAAGAAGUACCAAGGAAAUUGGAAUAUGUUGUCAAAGAAUAUCUUAAACUUGGUACUGACUCUCAGUCGGAGAACUCGAAUGGUUCGGAAGAUCCAAAAGAUUUUGAACGGUUGAAACAUCAUAUACUAUAUUAUGAAGAUAUUUUACUUCGAACGCUUUGUUUCGAUUUGGCUGUCGAUCAUCCUUAUUUACCUCUGAUUCAUACUGUCAAGGAUUUUCAUGUAAAGUCUAGAUCGAUGGCUCAAUCUGCUUGGUCAUUUGUGAAUGAUUCGUUAAUGACAACUUUAUGUAUCACCACGAAUCCUUCGGUGGUCGCUGCCGCUGCUUUUCUCAUUGCUCUCUCACAUCGUGCUAUC
Molecule: messenger RNA, 609 nt
Organism: Melampsora larici-populina 98AG31
Lineage: Eukaryota; Fungi; Basidiomycota; Pucciniomycetes; Pucciniales; Melampsoraceae
Exons: 3
Biological process (GO): regulation of transcription by RNA polymerase II; positive regulation of DNA-templated transcription, elongation
Cellular component (GO): nucleus; cyclin/CDK positive transcription elongation factor complex
Molecular function (GO): cyclin-dependent protein serine/threonine kinase activator activity
Source: RefSeq, a predicted model, not a curated record